This is a messenger RNA of Schistocerca cancellata (South American locust), 1830 nucleotides long. Its product is annotated as glutamate receptor 1-like. The coding region runs from base 1 to 1830 and encodes 609 amino acids. Gene Ontology annotation, cellular component: membrane. The record is from RefSeq and is a predicted model, not a curated record. Gene Ontology annotation, molecular function: glutamate-gated receptor activity. The transcript is spliced from 7 exons. NCBI's taxonomy places the organism in Eukaryota, Metazoa, Arthropoda, Insecta, Orthoptera, Acrididae.
AUGGCCAGUGGAGAAGUUCCUGUGGAGCGCCUUUUGGUGUCCGCCCUGGACGCCGACUGCCGAGGAUUGGUGGUUCGAUGUCGUGACGCAGCAGCUUGCGUCGACGCGUUCCUCAAGGCGUCCAAAUUGGCAAUCACGCGAGUGCAUCGUCGCUUACUGGUACUGCCGGCAGCUCAGUUUCCACACGUUAAUGUAUCUGCGAUCUUCGCUCUCCGCAACAUCGACCUUGUUCCCGACAUUCUAGUGGCUAGAAUGGCGGAUAAUGAUGGCAGUUUUGAGCUGGUGACGCUGAUGUUGACGGGGGAGGAGACGUGGCGCAACGAGCUGGUUGUGGCGCGGUGGAGCGGGGCACGUGGCUUGCACCCACCGUCUGCAGACCUCUAUCCCGACAGGUUGGCAGACCUGGCCGGGCGCACGUUCGUAAUCGCGACAUUCGACUACCCGCCGUACGUCGUGCUCAACAGCGACGCUAAUUUAUUUGACGGUGUCGACACCCGCAUCAUCUUAGAGCUCGUCAGAAAGAAGAAUGCAACGUGGAGCCUGCUUGAAGAUACAACGUAUAAGUGGGGCACAGUAUGGGAGAACGGUUCGGGAAACGGCGUCCUGGGCGCCGUGGCGAUGGACGAGGCCGACUUGGCGGACGACGGGCUCUACACCUGGUACCCCGAGUACCUUUUCGUGGAGUACUCGCGCCCCUACAUGAGAGCCGGCAUCGCGUGCCUGGCUCCUCGGCCGCUGCUUCUACCUGGCUGGCAGGUCCCCAUACUGCCCUUUUCACCUGCCCUGUGGGUGGUCGUUGGAUGCUCCGUGAUCUUCGCCACAGCCACACUGUACGCUGCAAAGAAACUCUCUGAUCGGGUUCUUGGUAAAGACGAUGGGCCAGCAGGCGGAAGGUACUCGACGGUGGAGGACUGCUUCUUCCGUUCUUUGGGCCUGCUGGUGCUGCAAACGCCGGACGUGGAGCGGCGCCACACACGUGUCGUGGGCCCCACCCGCCACGUGCUGUCGUGGCUUCUGCUCGCCUACCUGCUCGUCACCGUAAGCUACAGCAGCGGACUCUCCUCCAUGCUCACCAUACCCAGAUACGAGCCUCCCAUAGACACCGUGGCCGACCUGCAUGGCAGUGGGCUGAAGUGGGCAGGAAUGGACAUUGCGUACCUCAAGUCGCUCAGAGGUCGCACAGAUCAGGUCGCUCUGGACCUGAUCGACCGCUUCCGGGUGCUCACACCAGACAUCCUGCGUUCUCGGAUCACCACUCGAGACUUGGCGUUUGCCGUAGAGCGGCUACCAGGAGAGUACUUUGCCAUUGGUGACUACAUGGACGAGGAAGCGCUGAGUAAAUGGUUGCGACCAAUGCGCGAGGAUAUCUACUGGGAGAACGUGGUGUUUGCGGUCCGCAAGGGUUGGCCUUACCUUGAACAGCUCAAUGAUAUCAUCGACAGACUCUUCGAGGCUGGGAUAAUAAGCACGUGGGAGGGACAGGUGGCUCGCAAGUGGCUGGUCCCACGAGUGCAGCUGGCCGCCCAAGUAGGGAUGCGGUCGUACGCCCAGGCGCCGGAUGGUCCGGUGAAGCUGCAACUGACGCACGUGCAGGGAGAGUUCGCUCUGCUGGUGCUCGGACUCUGCAUGUCACUGGUCGUCUUCGUACUGGAAACUGCCGUUCACUGGAAGACCGUCGGUACCACACGGCUGGAAUUUAGAUCCUCCAUUACAGUGACGCUGGAGGUGUGCCGUCCAGCAGCCUGGCUGGAAAAAGGGGCUCAGUCAACAGCGUCACCAGCACAUGGUCGUCGGCGACACAGCGGAGGCGUUACCGACUUCAUCUAUUAA